UAUAUCGAGGGAGCAUAACUUGAAUGUAAUCAUGAAGCCGCUUCGUGCAAGUAUGCUUCAGGCUUCACUAAGGCGGGCUUUGGGCGGAGUAGAUAAGGUGAAUGGAAAGAAUGGAGUCGUUGGCAACUCAGCGUUGGGUAGCCUUCUUCACAAGAGGCAAAUCAUUGUGGUUGACGACAACGUUGUGAACCUUAAAGUGGCUGCUGGUGCUCUCAAGAAGUAUGGUGCAGAAGUAAUUUGUGCAGACAGUGGGAAGAAAGCAAUCGCAUUGCUAAAACCACCUCACAGUUUUGAUGCUUGUUUCAUGGACAUACAAAUGCCAGAAAUGGAUGGGUUUGAAGCCACCAAGAGGAUCAGAAUGAUGGAACGAGAGCUAAAUGAGCGGAUAGAACGCGGAGAAGCGCCACCAGAAUGUGCUAACGUUCGGAGGUGGCGAACUCCGAUAUUGGCCAUGACGGCAGAUGUUAUCCAGGCAACAUGUGAGCAGUGCUUGAAAUGUGAAAUGGAUGGCUAUGUCUCCAAGCCAUUCGAAGGGGAGCAGUUGUACAGAGAAGUAACUCGAUUUUUCCAAAGUCAUGACCAUGUUCAGUAGGUAGGUCUAUAUGGAUUGUAAAUUAGUGGAGGAUGUCGCCACACAGCUCAUGGCAUUGGCGCGGAGGAGUUUGUUGAAGCUGCAGUGCUCCCAAGAGUAUGAGCUUAAAAACCUGGAGAUGGAGCCACCCAGGCUCUGUUUCUUGGUACACCAUCCCACCAAGAGGCAAAGAAAAAAGGUGUAAAGCUCUUGGAGCCGGGACGCACGUGCGGCAUUUUGUUCAGCAACUUCUCGGAGACGGCCUGCGUGAAAAAAGGCCGCCAACCAUAUACGCUGACCGCAGGUUUCAGCUCGACCGGCGUCCUCCGCCUUUGUAAUGUAAAUGUAAAAUGUAGGGAGAGCAAAAUUUUCCUUCCUUUUUCCUCCCGGGGAAUUGUAUGGGUGUACAUAAUUAGGUGCUGGUGGUUUGUGCAGGAAUUUCCAUUUUGUGCAUUUGAAUGUGUUUUUUUGCGCCGUGUGUCCCAAGCUGUAAGUCAUCACACAUUCAAAGCUGAAGCCUUCCUUUUCUUGAACUCUCA
This is a messenger RNA of Triticum urartu, 1110 nucleotides long. The record is from RefSeq and is a predicted model, not a curated record. Lineage: Eukaryota; Viridiplantae; Streptophyta; Magnoliopsida; Poales; Poaceae.